Molecule: messenger RNA, 1944 nt
Organism: Medicago truncatula (barrel medic)
Lineage: Eukaryota; Viridiplantae; Streptophyta; Magnoliopsida; Fabales; Fabaceae
Product: O-glucosyltransferase rumi homolog
Exons: 6
Coding region: 199-1746 (515 amino acids)
Source: RefSeq, a predicted model, not a curated record
CUCAAUGGUAGACUCACCCAAACGUGGACUUAAAACUAAGAUCAAAGGAAUUCUAAGAAUUCAAAUACCAUAUUCAUUGCAUCCAUAGCUUCUCUCUCCCCUCCAACACACUCUUUCAUAUACAUCUUUUUUUAGAUUCUCAUGUGUGCACAAGUUCUUCAUCUAACAAGAGUUAGAGAAGCUUGAUUCAACUCAAACAUGAACAAGGACAAUGAAACAUAUUUGAAACUCUUCUGGGGUGGUUCUAAGCGUCAUAAGAGGUGUUUGUUCACAAACAAGGCUAAAGUUACAAUAGCUACCACUACUGUGGUUGCUUUGUUUUGUUUAGUAGCCACUUUUUGUGAUUUUGCAACAUGGAAUACUUACAUAAUUGCAGGGAAUUCCAUUCCAAAUCAAAACCUUUCAUCAAUCCAAAUAAGCAAAAACCACAAAGAACAAGAAUUUCCACUUAGAUGCACCAAUGGAGAAAAAGAGACACAAACAUGUCCAAGAGACUACCCUACAAAACAUAACCCAACAAAUCAAAAUAGCCAUACUUGUCCUUCAUUCUUUAGAUGGAUCCAUGAAGAUUUAAAACCAUGGAAAGAAAAAGGGAUCACUAGGGAAAUGUUGGAGGGUGCAAAAAGAACAGCAAAUUUUAAGGUUGUGAUUGUGGAUGGAAAAAUGUAUGUGGAGAAGUAUAGGAAGUCAAUUCAAACAAGAGAUGUGUUCACUUUGUGGGGUAUUUUGCAAUUAUUGAGAAUGUUUCCUGGCAAGUUACCUGAUUUGGAACUUAUGUUUGAUUGUGAAGAUAGGCCUGUUAUUCAUAAGGGUAAUUUUCAAGGUCCAAAUGCUUCACCACCUCCUUUGUUUAGAUAUUGUUCAGAUCAAUGGAGCUUGGAUAUUGUCUUCCCAGAUUGGUCCUUUUGGGGAUGGGCAGAGACAAAUAUAAAGCCAUGGAAAAAUAUCCUAAAAGAAAUAAAAGAAGGGAACAAAGAGACCAAGUGGAAGGAUAGAGUACCUUAUGCUUAUUGGAAGGGGAACCCUAAUGUUGCUGCAACUAGGAAAAACCUUUUGAGAUGCAAUGCUACAUCAAAAGAUGAUUGGAACACUCGCCUAUACAUACAGGACUGGGAUAAAGAAUCCACUCAAGGUUACAAGAAAUCAAGCUUAGGGAACCAAUGCACACAUAGGUAUAAGAUUUAUAUAGAAGGAUGGGCUUGGUCAGUUAGUGAGAAAUACAUUAUGGCAUGUGAUUCCAUGACAUUAUAUGUUAGACCCAAUUUCUAUGACUUUUUCAUUAGAGGCAUGGAUCCAUUACAACACUAUUGGCCAAUUAGAGAUAAUAGUAAAUGCACUUCUCUUAAAUUUGCUGUGGAUUGGGGAAACAAACAUGCCGAUAAGGCACAAGCAAUAGGGGAGGCUGCCAGCAAAUUCAUACAAGAGGAGUUAGAUAUGAACAAUGUAUACAAUUACAUGUUUCAUAUACUAAAUGAAUAUGCAAAGCUUUUGAAAUUCAAACCAACUAUACCUCAAGGAGCUGUGGAGUUUUGUUCAGAAACAAUGGCAUGUGAUGUGAAUGGUAAUCAAAGGAAAUUCAUGGAAGAGUCAAUGGUGAAGGUUCCUAGUGAUUCAAAUCCAUGCACUAUUCCACCUCCAUAUGAUCCUUUAACUUUACAAGAACUUUUAGAGAGAAAAGCUAAUUCAACAAGACAGGUAGAAAUUUGGGAAGAUGAAUAUUGGCUGAAGAAAAACAAUGGACAAUAGUAUGGCUUAGUUGAUAUUUGUUUUUCAAUAGUUAAAAUUUUAUUAAUAAAGGUCCGAACCCAACAUCAAAGUGAAACUCUACCCACCUUCUAUGAAUGGUUGCAGAGAGCCCACACAAUCAUAUGCUGUAAAUGUUUUUUCGUUUUUCAUUUUUGUAUUUAUUUUAUAGUUCGUAUGCUUUACAAAUUUACAUGUUUU